Messenger RNA from Perognathus longimembris pacificus (Pacific pocket mouse), 1476 nucleotides. It is a transcript of the gene Rcn3, whose product is annotated as reticulocalbin 3. Gene Ontology annotation, molecular function: calcium ion binding. NCBI's taxonomy places the organism in Eukaryota, Metazoa, Chordata, Mammalia, Rodentia, Heteromyidae. The record is from RefSeq and is a predicted model, not a curated record. The transcript is spliced from 7 exons. The coding region runs from base 92 to 1078 and encodes 328 amino acids. Gene Ontology annotation, cellular component: endoplasmic reticulum.
CUUUCAUCGUUGAAAGCGCAUCCAGCACCGCAGAGUGGGAGCGGAGCGUGGCGGGCGAGUCGAGGACGGAUAACGGGCUCCCCAGGAAGAGAUGAUGUGGGGCUCAUCACUUUUGCUGCUCCUGUUGCUGCUGAGGCGCGGGGCCCAGGGGAAGCCGUCGCCCGACUCUGGCCCUCAUGGCCACGGGAGGGUGCACCAGGAGGCCCCCCUGAGCGAGGCGCCCCAUGACGACGCCCACGGGAACUUCCAGUACGACCAUGAGGCUUUCCUGGGACGGGAAGUGGCUAAGGAAUUCGACCAGCUCAGCCCAGAGGAAAGCCAGGCCCGGCUAGGGCGGAUCGUGGACCGCAUGGACCGUGCGGGGGAUGGGGACGGCUGGGUGUCGCUGGCCGAGCUCCGCGCGUGGAUCGCGCACACGCAGCAGCGGCACAUCCGGGACUCGGUGAGCGCGGCCUGGGACACGUACGACACCGACCGCGACGGGCGUGUGGGUUGGGAGGAGCUGCGCAACGCCACCUAUGGCCACUACGCGCCCGGGGAAGAAUUCCACGACGUGGAGGACGCAGAGACCUAUAAGAAGAUGCUGGCUCGGGAUGAACGGCGUUUCCGAGUGGCCGACCAGGACGGGGACUCCAUGGCCACUCGGGAGGAGCUGACGGCCUUCCUGCACCCUGAGGAAUUUCCUCAUAUGCGGGACAUCGUGAUUGCCGAGACCCUGGAGGACCUGGACAAGGACAAAGAUGGCUACGUGCAGGUGGAGGAGUACAUCGCGGACCUAUACUCCGAGGAGCCGGGCGAGGCCGAGCCGGCCUGGGUGGAGACUGAACGCCAGCAGUUCCGAGACUUCCGGGACCUCAACAAGGACGGGCGGCUGGACGGCAGCGAGGUGGGCCACUGGGUGCUGCCGCCCUCGCAGGACCAGCCGCUCGUGGAGGCCAACCACCUGCUCCACGAGAGCGACGCCGACAAGGACGGACGCCUGAGCAAGGCCGAGAUCCUGGGGAACUGGAACAUGUUCGUGGGCAGCCAGGCCACCAACUACGGCGAGGACCUGACCCGACACCACGAUGAACUCUGAGCCCCACACCCGCGUCUGCCCUAUGCACCACGUGACCUGAGGACCUGUGGGGGGGGGGAGAGGGGAGGGGGGAGGCUCUCAGGGACCCCCCUCCACACCAGCCUCCCAUCCGGGGACACCUGGCUCUCCCUGCUGCACCCAGGCCUCUCAGAGCCUCAGAGGGCCAGUGACCCCCAGUUCCUCAGCCCAGCCCUUGGGACCCUCACCCCAACUUCCAAGAGUCCUUCCCCCACUGGCCACCGCAGCCCAAAUUUGAGCUUCAACCACACACACUGAGACCCCGUCCUGUCCCCAUCCCCUCCCCCAGGCCUCCCCCUCAGCCCCGCUCCCCUCUCCCCCCUUUGCCAGGGACCUGGCCCAGCUCCCCCUUGCCAGGGAGGGGGGUAAUAAAUCCAUCC